AUGGCUGCAAAAACCAAGAUUGUUCGCACCGAAUCACUCUCGACAGAUCGUGUUGAUGGGUGCGUUGACGACGAUAUUAUAACAUGUCCGAUAUGUAUGAAUAUUAUUUGGAAACCAGUAACUUGUCAAGUUUGUGAGAAUUCAUUCUGUUUAAAAUGUAUUCGCUUGUGGCUUCUUGAGAAACCAAAUGUGUGUCCAUUUCGCUGUCAAUUUCAAGAGAGAAAACCGUCUCCGAUUCUUAUGAAAUUAUUAUCUAGGUUGAAAUUAACUUGCCAAUAUAAACCAAAUGGCUGUAUGCUUCUGAUACCUUAUGAAAGUUUGGAGAAACAUGAAUUAUCGGAAUGUUUGUUUCGAUUAACACAAUGUUCAGAGUGUUCGAAAGAAAUGUUUUACAAUGAACUCGAAAACCAUCAAAAUAAUGAUUGUUCACCGAAAGAAUUGACAUGUCUGAAGUGUAACAGUGUUUAUUAUCGGAAAGAUGGACAUGAAACUAUCGAUUGUUUGAAGAAACAAAAGGAAAAGAUCCAUGAAAUAGCCCAUUCGUAUGAUAUCAAGGAUUCGGCACAAAAAUCUCGAUUUUGCCAAAAAAUUGUUGAGUUAUAUAAAAGACAAGAAGCAAAUCGAGAUUACGCACAACGAAACCAAUCGCACGGUGAAGAACACGACUGGACACCAUCUGCUCCGGUUUACACACCUUCAUCACCUGCGCACCCUCAGGCAACAUCGCCGAAUGUUGUUGAUCCAAUCAGUACACCAUUACGACUUUCUUCGGUGAAUUUUUCCUUAAUUCAUCAGAAACAUAAGGACGGUGCGCAUAUUCCCAAUGGUUACGCUGGUUUCAAUUGGGAAAAUAUCUACUAUAUGUUCGAACAACAUGUGCGUGAGAAUAUACAAUUACGGGGAUUUCUCAACGCGUACAAUGAUUCGAGAUGCUGUGUGGCAUACAAUGGAAGAGGACACGCUAUAUUGAUAUACUUACCAAAUGCUUCGAACACGUUCGGCAUACACUCAUUCGAAGCGAUGUCAGCUUAUCAUGAUGAGUUUCAAUUAAAGGUAUCAGGUUACCGUUCAAAAGCAUUGUUGGCCGUGAAGAACGUGAUAUUAAAAAGAGACGAGUUGAAUUUGUUUGAAAUUAAUUGGGAUCAUAUUGAUAGAUUAGUAUUGACACCUGAACGGAUAUUGGGAACAAAUAAACCAGAGACAUUUAUACUAGCAAAUUUAAACUUCGUUUUAUAA
Adineta ricciae is the source of this 1236-nucleotide messenger RNA. NCBI's taxonomy places the organism in Eukaryota, Metazoa, Rotifera, Eurotatoria, Adinetida, Adinetidae. The record is from the annotation of a GenBank genome assembly.